Bombus terrestris (buff-tailed bumblebee) is the source of this 4205-nucleotide messenger RNA. Its product is annotated as DNA helicase MCM8. The record is from RefSeq and is a predicted model, not a curated record. The transcript is spliced from 14 exons. Gene Ontology annotation, cellular component: MCM complex; nucleus. Gene Ontology annotation, molecular function: single-stranded DNA helicase activity; single-stranded DNA binding; ATP binding. Lineage: Eukaryota; Metazoa; Arthropoda; Insecta; Hymenoptera; Apidae. The coding region runs from base 1009 to 3324 and encodes 771 amino acids.
UACAAUUAAUGAAUUUGUGUUUACCUUUUGUACAUAUGUACAUCACAUUUUUAUUUUAAUAUUUGAAAUAUACGAAACGUUUUUUUAAGUAUUGAUUAUUUAGUGUGUUGUAAUAUAGUAAAAUGACGUUAAUUAUAUGUGAAAAGGAGAAAUGAUGAUCGUCUUUUUUAUCACAUAUUGCUUCUUUUUAUAUUCAAAGAAACUUAUUAAGGUAAGCUCAAUAAUUUAUGACUCAAAGCCAACAUGAAUUUAUGAAGAUCAUACAUAAAUGAAAGUAUCAAUAUGGGUUUCUAAGUUAUUAAAUUAUCAUUAGAUGUUUAAUUAUCAUGCUUAAUUUGACUGUUACAACAUUGACUGCCAUAGUGUUAAUACUUUUUUCAGUGUCUUAAGUAUAUAAUGUUUUUAUGCAUAUAUCAUAUACUUUUGUAUUUUAGAUUACAUAGCCUAUAUUGUGUAUAUAUAAAUAAAGAUAUGCUUGUAGACCACAGGUGAUUUUCAUAAUAGAUGAAUGCAAAUUAGUAGUAGCCCAUGUAGUCUCUUAGAAAAUAUAAUUGUGAAUCAUUGUUGAUUUAUAUAUUAAUCAAUAUGUUAAUAGCUAAUAAUUAGGAUGUUUACCACUAUGUGAUGCAUCUAAAUAACAUAAUAAUCUUUAAAUUUUCUCAUUUUAUUUAGCAUUCUUAAUUAGCUUGGUUGGAUGUAUGCUUAAUUACAUAAUCUUGGUAUUGAUUUAUUUGAUUAACUAUCAGGAUUUAUAAGUAUUUUCAUAGACAUAAUAUAUAUUACUAACAUUUCAUGAUAUAAGAGAUUAAGAUAGAAAAAGAAUAAUUGCAAUUUGUAUUCAAUAACAAAAUGUUGUAAUUAGAAAUAUAUAAUAGAAAUAUAACAAGUAUAGAACACUACAUUUUAAGAAGUGUUUAUAUGUAGAAGCAGCGUACUAUUAAAUUAACAGUUAUAAUAUUGAAAUAUAAAUAAUGAAGAUGGGAUUUUAUUAACAAAAAGUGCAGUUGUAUGUAUGGAUACAUUUAUUACAAUGACAAUCAAAACGAUGAAAAGAAAUGUCAACGUUUGGACCCUAUUGAAACAUAUAAUUUAUUAAACGUAGAUAAUACUUACGUAGAUUUCAAUAUUCCAUACUAUGGAUGGAAGCUAUUUUUUUCUGAUGAAGUUUAUAAAAAUGACUCUGAUACUGUUAAAAAAAUACAAAUAGUAGAAAGAUUUAUAAAUAGACAUCAACGAUUGUCAACAUUACUUUCGUUGGAAAAUUUAGAAAAUGGCAUAAUUUUUAUUAUUGACAUAUGUGAAUUAUACAAUGAUAAAAUUUUUAUGGAUGAAUGGUCUGAUUUUAAGAAAGAUAUAUAUGAAAAUCCAUUGCAUAUCUUAAAUUCUUUUAAAUUGGCUAUACAUCAGCAAAUUUUAAAUACAGUACCACGAAAAAGUCUAAGUUCUGCAAAUAUUAUAAGUACACUUUCUACUGUUAGAAUAAAAAUAUUAAAUUAUCAACCGAUUAUGUGUUUGCAAGAUUUGAAAGCAAAUUCUUACGGGAGAUUAGUAUCAAUUAGAGGCUGUGUAAUAAGAGUAGGCCACAUAAAACAUCUUGCGCAAUGGAUUAUGUUCGCUUGUCGUAAAUGUAAUUUACAGAAAAUAGUGAAACAGCCAUUAGGAGUUUAUACAGUUCCAAGAAUAUGUAAUACAUGUGGCAUGUCUAAAUUUCGUGUGAUAUUAGAUUCAUCAUUGGUGAAAAGUAUCUCAUUUCAAACAAUUAAAAUACAAGAACUUUUAAAUAACGAUCAGAACAGUAAAGGAAGUAUGCCUAGAAUGAUUGACAUCGAAUUAAUGGAUGACUUAGUCAAUACUUGUAUGCCUGGAGAUGAUAUUACUUUAACAGGAAUUAUAAAGGGUAAUAAUAAUGCAAAGCCUCGAAAUAAGAUCUCAUUUUCUUUGUACAUGGAAGCUAUUACGAUAAUUAAUAAUAAACAAAGACUUCAGGAUAAAAAUAUCAUAAAUAAUGAAAUGUCGAUAAAGGAUUAUUUAGCAAUAAAGGAGGUAUAUAACACACCAAAUAUUUUUCCGCUGUUGGUACAUUCCUUAUGUCCAAGUAUAUAUGGUCAUGAAAUUGUCAAGGCCGGACUGAUGUUGAGCUUAUUUGGUGGAAAUGUAGAAAACUCAGAAUCACGAGAAAAUAUUCAUGUAUUAGUAGUUGGUGAUCCUGGUCUUGGAAAAUCGCAAAUGUUACAAGCUUGUGAGCGAAUUGCUGUCAAAGGUGUAUAUGUGUGUGGAAAUUCAAGUACAUCUUCUGGUUUGACAAUAACGCUAACAAAAGAAAAUAAAAAUAAUAAAUUUAAUUUAGAACCAGGAGCAUUAGUUUUGACAGAUAGAGGCUGUUGUUGUAUUGAUGAAUUUGACAAAAUGCAUAAACAACAUUCGGUUUUAUUAGAAGCUAUGGAACAACAAAGCGUAAGUAUUGCUAAAUCGGGAAUAAUAUGUUCUCUUCCUGCUAGAGCAUCAAUUCUCGCAGCUGCUAAUCCAAUUGGUGGUCGAUUUAAUAGAACUAAAACAGUACUGCAAAACUUAAAAAUGAGUGUCCCCCUCUUGUCACGUUUUGAUCUAAUAUUUUCAUUAUUAGAUGAACCGAAUAAGCAUAUAGAUGAUUUAUUAUGUAAUCAUGUUAUGUCAAUUCAUGGUGAUUUCAACACAACUAAUAGUGUGCAAAGUAGUACAUCUCAACAUAUAAAUAUACCACAUACAACUAAACUUUCAUUAAGAGAUAGACUGAAAGUUCCUAUAGCAGAAAAUACGAAUAUCAUUCCACAGUCAAUUCUCAGAAAAUAUAUUGCGUAUGCACGGCAAUAUGUUAAGCCGAAGUUAACUAAAGAAGCAGCUAACAUAUUACAAAAUUAUUAUUUAGAGCUCCGAGAUCAGAAUAAUAAAGUUGGUGGUUUAUCUGUCUGUAAUAGACAAUUAGAAGCCAUGAUACGAUUAACAGAGGCUAGAGCAAAAUUGGAAUUACGUACAGAGGCAAUAGAAACAGAUGCUUUGGAUGUGAUAGAAAUUUUACAACAUACGUUUGAUGACAAAAUUACAAAUUGCCAAUCCUUAAGUACAAAAAAUAUAACUAAUCGAAAAAUUAAAGAAUUUAUAAAGAUACUAAGAAAAGAAGCAGUUUCUAACAAUAGUAAGAUAUUUUCUAUGAAAAGAUUGCGUGAAAUCGUAUCGGAUAAGAAAAUUUUGAUGGAUGACUUCUCUGAAUUUAUUGCGAAAUUAAACGAAAACGGCAUUUUAUUGAAAAUGGAUAGUAAUACGUUCAAAUUUAUUUCUUUAGAUUAAGUAUAUAUAUAAUGUUUAUUACAUUAUUUCAUUGUGUUUCUCGAGAUCUAAGUAAUUUAUGUUGUUACACUAAUUUUAUGACACUGUAAUUGUAAUAAACAACACAUAAUAUUUGUAUUAAUGAUUAGCAUCAAAUGCUGUGAUAUGAUGAUGUUUUUCAAAAUUAUUAUAAGAUUGUACUACAAUAUUACAUUUGGCAUUAUUGUUGAUAAUAUAAAAUAAACAAAUUUACAUUACAUUACAUUAUAUUAUCUGUUAGUUUUCACACGUUUUUACACUUCAAAACAGUCAGCUUUACACGGGAGACGCCAAUACAGGUACAGACAGCAUCUUGGUUUUGGUUUAUGAAAACAACCAGGUCUGCGACAAGGUCUUUUGGGGAUAUAUAUCUUUGGUUUUGAAGCACGUGCUGGAGGUAUAGUAACCUUGCAAAAUCUGUGUAAUAAAAUUCUCUUAUGCCUUGUUUUUUUUAACAUGUAUAAACGAUUAUAUAUUUCAUUUACAUAAUUAUAUAGUGUCAUAUGUAAUAUAUAAAUAUAUACAUAUAUAUCUAAGAUUCUGCUGCUAACCAAAGUAUAAAAUACAUUUAUUAUUGAUAUCCAAGUUAGCAUAGUAAUUGUUCCUAAUUUGUGCCGGACGGACAAAAACAACAUAAAUUUGUAUUCUCCUAACAUUGAAACAAUUCAAUUAAGACAUCGUGCUGUAACUCUAGUUAAACAUCGUGCAGCACAUGCAGGUGGACAGUAUGGAAUACAUUUCGGUGGGCAAGGUCCGCACGGCACUGGUGGCGUACAUAUCGUAAUUUUACAUGGUGGUGGGCAUGCUACACAAAUUGGUGGAACACAUGGGUAAGGUACACACGACGGACAAGAGGGUAACUG